This is a messenger RNA of Helicoverpa zea (corn earworm), 1615 nucleotides long. Its product is annotated as histidine-rich protein PFHRP-II-like. NCBI's taxonomy places the organism in Eukaryota, Metazoa, Arthropoda, Insecta, Lepidoptera, Noctuidae. Gene Ontology annotation, cellular component: extracellular matrix. Bases 16 to 1542 code for a protein of 508 amino acids. The transcript is spliced from 6 exons. The record is from RefSeq and is a predicted model, not a curated record.
CACAAGUGAAAUAAUAUGUUCUCUAAAAUCGUAGCUCUCUGUGGUUUGGUGGCGGUGUGCCAGGCAGGUCUGCUGCCCGCUCCCGUGCACUACUCCUCCGCCGCCGCUGUCUCCUCACAGAACAUCGUGCGUCACGACCAGCCUGCCCAGCAUGUGGCCGUCGCCGCCCCCGUUGCCUACCAUGCUGCUCCCGCAGUCGCCUACCACGCCGCCCCUGCCCAUUACUCCUCUGCCGCCGCUGUGUCAUCCCAGAACAUCGUGCGUCACGACCAGCCCGCCGUACACGCCGCCCCCGUAGCCUACCACGCCGCCCCCGCCCACGUCGCCUACCACGCAGCCCCCGCUGUCGCUUACCACUCUGCCCCUACCGCAGGUCUGCUGCCCGCCCCCGUGCACUACUCCUCUGCCGCCGCUGUCUCCUCACAGAACAUCGUGCGUCAUGACCAGCCUGCCCAGCACGUGGCUGUCGCCGCCCCCGUCGCCUACCAUGCUGCUCCUGCCGUCGCCUACCAUGCUGCUCCUGCCGUCGCCUACCACGCCGCCCCUGCCCAUUACUCCUCUGCCGCCGCUGUGUCCUCCCAGAACAUCGUGCGUCACGACCAGCCCGCCGUACACGCUGCCCCCGUAGCCUACCACGCCGCCCCCGCCCACGUCGCCUACCACGCAGCCCCCGCUGUCGCUUACCACUCUGCCCCUACCGUCUCCUACCACGCCGCUCCCGUCGUUGCCCAUGAAGAGUUUGACGCUCACCCCAAAUACGAGUACAACUACUCUGUUGCUGACAGUCACACCGGUGACAACAAGUCCCAGCAGGAGGUCCGCGACGGAGAUGUUGUGAAGGGCUCUUACUCCUUCCACGAAGCUGACGGCUCCAUCAGGACCGUGGAGUACUCCGCUGAUGACCACCACGGUUUCAACGCUGUGGUGCACAACACCGCCCCCACCGCCGCCCCUGUGCUCGUGAAGGCCGCUCCCGCCUACAACAUCGUGCGUCACGACCAGCCUGCCCAGCACGUGGCCGUCGCCGCCCCCGUCGCCUACCAUGCUGCUCCCGCCGUCGCCUACCACGCCGCCCCUGCCCAUUACUCCUCCGCCGCCGCUGUGUCCUCCCAGAACAUCGUGCGUCACGACCAGCCCGCCGUACACGCCGCCCCCGUAGCCUACCACGCCGCCCCCGCCCACGUCGCCUCCCACGCAGCCCCCGCUGUCGCUUACCACACCGCCCCUACCGUCUCCUACCACGCCGCUCCCGUCGUUGCCCAUGAAGAGUUUGACGCUCACCCCAAAUAUGAGUACAACUACUCUGUUGCUGACGGUCACACCGGCGACAACAAGUCCCAACAGGAGGUCCGCGACGGAGAUGUCGUGAAGGGCUCUUACUCCUUCCACGAAGCUGACGGCUCCAUCAGGACCGUGGAGUACUCCGCUGACGACCAUCACGGCUUCAACGCUGUGGUGCACAACACCGCCCCUACCACCGCCCCUGUGCUCGUGAAGGCCGCUCCCGCCUACGUUGCGCCCGCCCACUACUACCACCAUUAAAAAAUCUCACUAGUCGUCUAUGACAGUCAUUACGAACUGUGAUAAUAACUUAUUAUGUAAUAGCAAUACACGA